AUGGUGAGCACUGCCAGUACUCGGCUUCUCUAUAGCCUGUGGACACACUCAGAGAGAGGAAGGCAUCCGAUUCUCUGUAAUGAUGUGGUGUUAGCCUGUCGCUGGGCCCUGUUCAUGGUGGAUUCCAAUACCCUCGUAUCCCCAUCCCAGGCAAUUCAGCAAAUAUUAAUGCUGAUCCUCAGCAGGUACGUUUUCCAAAGGCUGUUAGCCUAUCAGGCAAGAUACCCCCAACAUGCCCAUAUCCAUGGAGGACUCUGCAGCGGAGGUGCCAUCAACGUUGGCUUGUGCUGUUCCCUGGGAAACAAGCAAUUGACUGUGCUUACAUCCGAGACUGUGGGGCAAGGGUGA
Pelobates cultripes (western spadefoot toad) is the source of this 348-nucleotide messenger RNA. The record is from the annotation of a GenBank genome assembly. Lineage: Eukaryota; Metazoa; Chordata; Amphibia; Anura; Pelobatidae.